AUGCUACAAAAGUUUAAAGAUUAUCUUAGUCGUUGCUUCUCAAUGAAGGACUUGGGCAAGUUAAAGUAUUUUCUUGGUCUUGAAAUCAGUCGUGGGUCUGAUGGUUUCUUUUUGACACAGCGUAAGUACGCUCUUGAUAUUGUUGCUGACACUGGGGACUUUGGUUCUCGACCUGUUCACACUCCAGUGGAACAAAAUCAUCACCUCGCUACUGACGAUGGUCCUCUACUCUCGAAUCCCAAGUCGUAUCGGCGUUUAGUGGGUCGUUUGCUGUAUUUGUUACAUACUCGACCUGAGUUGAGCUACUCUGUUCAUGUCUUGGCUCAGUUUAUGCAAGAGCNCUAA
Camelina sativa (false flax) is the source of this 345-nucleotide messenger RNA. The record is from RefSeq and is a predicted model, not a curated record. Lineage: Eukaryota; Viridiplantae; Streptophyta; Magnoliopsida; Brassicales; Brassicaceae.